AGUUUGACCCUCGAAGUUUCUUUGCAAGUUGUUAAAAAAUAGGUAAUAAAUUUAGAUUCCUCAAUGUGAAUUUAACAGUGUAAUUAAGUAGUAAAAUAGAUAAUAUAUGUGUAACUAUGAACAGUAUUUGUUCGACAAAAAAGUCAUCGAUUAUUAUUUAUGAAUUAUAUGAAUGCACCCAUUAUCAGAAACUACAAAUACUUAGAUAAGGUUUAAGUGAGUUAGAGUGUCUAUUUAAACAGCAAUCUCGUCAAACUAAGAACGAAACGUUGCUCUUCUUCGUAGCGACUUUUCACAUAUUAGCAGUUCUAAUGGCUUUCAAUAUCGAAGGUAAGGUGGCUUUAAUUUCCGGAGGUGCUUCAGGAAUUGGACUUAAAUAUGCAAAGGAAUUAUUACGAAAUGGGUUGAAGGGGGUUACUUUGGCUGACGUGAACACUGAUUUUGGAAACCAGGCAUUAAAAGAAAUCGAAAAGGAGUUUGGAUCUAAUAAAGCAGUUUUUGUACACACUGAUGUCACAAACAAACAGAGCUUCGAGGAGGCUUUCAAGAAAACAAUCGAAGUAUUUAAAAAUCUGGAUAUUCUCAUUAACAACGCUGGUAUCUGUAAUGACGCUAUAUGGGAGAAGGAAAUUGCCAUCAAUAUUAAUGGCGUUGUACAUGGAAUUUUACUUGGUUUAGAACAUUAUAUACCAAAGUUCAAAACCGCCGAUGAAGGUGUAAUAGUAAACAUUGCUUCCGUAGCUGGUAUCACAGCUUCCGGUUUAUUUCCCGUUUAUUCUGCAACAAAAUAUGCUGUAUUGGGUAUGAGCAAGGCUUUUGGCAAUCAAAGUCACUACAGUCGAACAGGUGUCAGAACUCUAACUUUAUGUCCUGGUCUUACUAGAACACCCAUGGUCACGGGGAUGUCGGAAUGUACGUUAGGACCAAACUAUAAAAGAAUGGUCGAGAAAGCUGUGCCCAAUAUUCCUAUGCAAAAUCCCGAGAGUGUAGCUGUUGCAAUGAUUCAUAUUAUCAAGCAUGCAGCCACUGGUACCAUAUGGGUAGCUGAAAACGAUGAGGAACCUUAUGAGUAUAAAAUACCCCCAAGAGAAAAUUUUGCACCUAAGUAGAAAAUGGUCAAAAAGUGUUGAAAUUUAUUUGUUGUGUACUUAAACUCUCACCUCAACUAUAUAUAAAAAUAGGGGUGUAUGUGUAUAAGUAAUGGUUUAAUGCUCGUAUGAUUAUAAUGUUGUUUAAAAGA
Molecule: messenger RNA, 1240 nt
Organism: Zophobas morio
Lineage: Eukaryota; Metazoa; Arthropoda; Insecta; Coleoptera; Tenebrionidae
Product: 15-hydroxyprostaglandin dehydrogenase [NAD(+)]-like
Exons: 6
Coding region: 312-1109 (265 amino acids)
Cellular component (GO): cytoplasm
Molecular function (GO): oxidoreductase activity, acting on the CH-OH group of donors, NAD or NADP as acceptor
Source: RefSeq, a predicted model, not a curated record